Mycena citricolor is the source of this 571-nucleotide messenger RNA. The record is from the annotation of a GenBank genome assembly. Lineage: Eukaryota; Fungi; Basidiomycota; Agaricomycetes; Agaricales; Mycenaceae.
UCGGAUGCAGACGUAGAGCGGUGCGUCGACUCGCCCCCACACAAGAUCUCGAUGAACCACCCGAUGCUCGCUGUCCACCGGUCCUUUCCUCUCGCGUGGGCGUUGUCAGCGUCAACGCUCGUCGCGGCGCUGCUUCUUGUCGUGGUCCUGCGCAUGCCCGUGGGCGUCCCGUCGACGCGGGUCGGCAAGGUCAAUAUCGGGGUCUCGGUCUCGCCGGAGGACUACACGUUGCUGUGGGGCUGGGUCGUGUUCAGCUGGGUGUGCCCCUAGAUCAGACGCGGCUCGCACUCGACUUUGGACUUCAAAGAUGUGUGGGAGCUCAGCGCGACCCAUGUGUUGCGGGCGGUGUUCUCAACGUUCCAGCAGACAUCUGCCAUGCCCCUGUUGAUGAAAAUCGCUCACCACCGCGCUCGAUCUCACGAUCAAGUUUCUUGGGACGCUGGUUUGCAUUGCCUUGUAUUUACCAAACCCGUAGUUCCUCAAAUGUCUGCUCGACUACUGGACCAACCGCACCUGACUCGGUCGACCGGUCGCUUGCGUAUAUCUACGCGGAGGCCAUCUUUGGGCUGGG